AUGCUCGCCGACCUGCCCUCUGAGAUCAUUUACCACAUCGCCCUCUAUCUCCCGACCGCGAAUGCAUUGACCCACCUCGCUCAGACCUGUCAUCGACUGCACGGAAUCAUCACCGCAGAAGACUCACGGAUCUUUCGUGCCUUUGUGCAAAGCAGAUUUCCAGCCAUCCAAACGCCACCAUUCUGGAAAGACGCCGCGCGUGCUUUGACUUCACGAUCGCGGGCCCUUGACCGUCAUUCCGUCAUUGCGCGGUUUCUUCUCCCGCCACCAGAUGCCAUCAAGAUCGGUGCCCACCAGGCCACUCGGCGCGAUAAUCCGACGCUCGGAUACCGACCUGCGAUCGACUCCUACGAGGUGUGGAAUGGCGAGCGCUGGGCGGAUAGGAAGGAGGUCGUGGCAUGGGGGGCUGCAGAUGAGCUAGUGGUGCGCGUCGGAAAGAAAUGGUUCGUGUUGAAUGACCUGGACCAUGUCAGCAGCUGGGAUGAUAUCUGUGGCGUGCAUCUUCUGGGUCCGGAUUCCUUGGACAGGGAACAUUUGAUCUUUGCUCGCAGGCGGGGAGAUAUUGUCCGUUCGGCUAUUUCCCAAGCUGAUGGUGCCCACGAGUAUCAACAGACAUUUCUGGCAUAUGGCCGGGAAGUGGAUCGCACGGAUGUAAGCGAUGGCAUUCUGGCUGCUCAUUGCGAUAACAACGCCCUUGCUUUUUACCACACCACCACGGGCGAGGAACAUGUCGAGCCAUUUGCCUGGCUCCGUCUGGGAUCGGGACACCAAGCGCGCAUUCAGUAUUCGAAACUGCUGUCGCCGUCACUGGCCGCAAUGGGAUCUGGCGAGAUUGAUGAUUCUUUGUGCAUCGCCACCAUUUCCGCAGAUUCCGUCCGGCCCUGUCGUGAAAUCAAAGUCCGAUCAAUGGACCUCGAGGGCCGUCUCAACCCCGAAACAGUAGCGCAUCUCAGUGCCAUUUCUCCUCUUCACACCCACGCCUCGCCCGGCGAAGUGUUUCUGGCAACGUGGGGUGAUCGCGCCAUUCGCCUCCACGACCUGCGCUCUCCACAUGCCUACGAGGCAACCUACCGAGACAAUACAGACACCAACCCUAUAUAUAGCGUCCAGGUCUUUGGCCACGACCGCUUCCUCGCCGGAGCAGGCGGUGAUGCCGUUUUGAAGAUAUUCGACCUGCGAAUGCAAAGCACAUACAGCUACCUCGAUGCACAGCCUCCCCCAUCACAUCGGAAAGUAGCGACCAACGGAGUCCACGCCCGCAAGGCCCCUCGCAAGGAUCUCUCUCUCUUUCUGUCUUACCAGCCCCCUCCCCCGACCACAACACUCCAACACAAUCACGUUCGUGCCCACCGAAGAGGUCCCUAUCGCGGCCCUAUCUACGCCAUGUCCUCACCCUCUCCUUCUUCGCAUACCGUGUACACGGGCGUCGGGGACGGGGUGCUCCGAUUGGACUUUGCGUCUACGGAUGACUUAUUCGGCUCUUCAAAGGAGUGGUACUGUCAUGAUAUUGGGCUAGAGCUCGACAUGGAUUUUUCGGCCGUUAAAGGCGCUUCUCAGACCGCACCAGGGCAGGUCCUCAAUCUGUCUGGAUACGAACGCCCCGAGCCAGACGAUCUAACCACUACCUCCAAAUUGAGGACACAGCAGACGUUUCGGUCCAUUGGUCCUGAAAACGUGCAAAAUGAGAUGAACACGGGUUGGGACCGGAGAUGGGAGCCAUUGGCUCCAAACGGGGCCUGGAGACGGCGGGAUGGUGUAUAG
Penicillium lagena is the source of this 1761-nucleotide messenger RNA. RefSeq lists its product as uncharacterized. Gene Ontology annotation, molecular function: protein binding. Lineage: Eukaryota; Fungi; Ascomycota; Eurotiomycetes; Eurotiales; Aspergillaceae. The coding region runs from base 1 to 1761 and encodes 586 amino acids. The record is from RefSeq and is a predicted model, not a curated record. The transcript has 2 exons.